AACUAUUGUAUUUUAUUAGUAUGGAUACCAAAGCAAGUAUUACUGAUUUAGAGUGGCUCAGAACCGAAGAAAAUACCUCAAAAAGCAAGUUCUUUAAAAGACUUGAUGAGGAGUGCUCAUCCUGUAGACCAGCUUUACUCUUCUUAGUUGGGUAUAAUUACUGGAAAUUCGAACAGAACUUUGAGCCUAAAACUUUCAUUGAAUUCACACACUUAAUCCAGAAUGUAAUUGAUAGAAAACCAUUGAGUAAGGUUGAGCUAGAGAUUACUUACCAGAGCCUCUACGACCAGAGGAACUACCUUGCAGAAGUACUUGGCCUGAGCUGGCUCAAGAAAUACAAGAAAGCCUUCAAGAAGAACAAUGAAGAGAUUUCCCUAAUGAAGAAGAACCUCAAAGGAGCAGUUGGCAUCAAGAAGGGCUUGAUACCUUCUGAUUCGUCCAGCGCUGAAGAAACUAUCGAGAGUGGUGAAGCAAACCAAGAUGAUAUCCCAUAUUUCCUGAAGAAUUUCUGCCCUUCUUCUCAAGAUGAAGACCUCCAGCCCCUUCGGCAGCUUAAAAGGAGAAAAAUAAUUGAACUCAUUAGUGAUGAAGAUGAUGAUGAUGAUGAUGAUGAAGAGAGUCAUAAAUUGAUCCAGGAGUUACUAGCUGAAGAAGCUAAAGCCAAGUCCUUAUCUCUGCAACAAGAACGAGAAAGCAUGGAGAUGGCUAUCAGACUCCAAAGGGAGUUUGAUGAGAAAGAUAAGUUGCUUUCCAAACAGCAGGAAGAGAGCAAUAAGCCUACCUGAAAUAUUUGUUAUUCUGCAGUUGAAUUCGCAGAUGUUCAUCCCUUAACCUGUGGCCAUAUCUUCCAUCCAGAGUGUAUAGGUCAGCAUUUAGAAGCUAAAACUGAGGAAAAGAGCUUCCCUAUCAAAUGACUUGAACACAAGUGUGAUACUGAACUAACAGAUGAUGAGAUUAAAGAAUUCUGUGAUAAAGAGCUCUAUUCCAAAAUCCAGAAGUUCCAGUUGGAGAUCUUUCUUGAACAGAACUGAGAGAUAUUCAACAGGUGUCCUACACCUGACUGAGAGUUCAUCUUUGAGUGGAACGCAAGCAAGGAAGACUCUAACUUCAAAUGUGCACUUUGUUCUAAGACUUAUUGAAUAAUGUGCCGAGUCGAGUGGCAUGAAGGACUCUCAUGCAGAGAUUACCGAGAACUUAAAGGAUACCCACCUGAAGACAGAGCAUUCUACAAGUUCAUCAAAGGAACUAGGUUCAAGCAAUGUCCCCAGUGCAAGUUCUGGGUUGAGAAGAGCUCAGGGUGUAAUCAUAUGACCUGUCGCUGAGGAUACCAGUUUUGUUACAGGUGUGGCGGGAAGUACAGACAUUGCGCCUGCUAAUGAUAUUUAAAUAAACCUAAACUUUCAAUAAUUUGCCGAUUU
Molecule: messenger RNA, 1418 nt
Organism: Moneuplotes crassus
Lineage: Eukaryota; Ciliophora; Spirotrichea; Euplotida; Euplotidae
Source: the annotation of a GenBank genome assembly